This is a messenger RNA of Chiloscyllium plagiosum (whitespotted bambooshark), 2110 nucleotides long. Lineage: Eukaryota; Metazoa; Chordata; Chondrichthyes; Orectolobiformes; Hemiscylliidae. The record is from RefSeq and is a predicted model, not a curated record.
ACAAGCGCUCGGGUGGGGCGGGGACAUGAUGGGGGGACGUGAAAGAGAAACACGGCAAAGUCAAGAUAACGGUAGACGCUGCCAAUAAUAAUAAUAAUAAAAAAAGCGAAACUGCAAUAUCUGCGCAUUGAAGGAAUCUUAGAGACGCUGGAGAAGCGAGCGAUGAAGCAGAUUCCGCGGUUAAUAUUUGUUGCCCAGCUGGCGCGAGGCGGACCGUUAGGGAUUUAAACAGGGGAGGGUUCCCCUGAGAUUCUGAGCUGGUCUCGUGGGGGGAAACAGCAUUAAGAGACUAGAUCCUAGGGUAACGUUGUCAUCCUGCCACCUCGGCACCCUGCUGGAACGCCCCCCCCACCCCCCCCCCCCCAAAAAAGUUAUGCUACGUUCGCACCCCGUGAAUGUACCAGGUGCCACUGCUGAGUGAUGUAGGGCGAGCCCCAAACGGGAUCUAAACAAGGACGAUGAGCGGGGAUCUUAGUGUUUGCGGGUCCCGGGCGACCCUGGGGCUGGGUCUGGGGGCAGCAGCCGGCCUCGGUCUGUUGUAUCUAGCCUACAGUAGGGGGCUGGGGAAGAGGACCUGUCGGGGAAAACAUGGCACACUUGACUUCAGCAAUUUGAAACCUAGCAAGCCAACCGUGCAGAAUCAGGCAGCACCAAAGGAAGGUAAAACGCAGGUGACAGAGGAUUGUAGUAACAUUGCAGAAUUGAAGAAACAGCAACUGGAGAUAUGGGAGCAAUUAGACGUAAUCCUUCAAUGUGUGAGAGAGCUGAAGGAGGAAGUGGUCGAUCUUCGGGAGUGUUUGACUGGAAUGACGGAUCAGAUUGUUGGUGAUGUCAGGUCACGUUUAGGUCAAUGUGGAAAAUCAGGAAAAAAGAAGAGAAUAGGAUUUAGUAGAGAAAGAAGUAACUCUGCUGAAUCAAACUCCAUCUAUUUCACAUCCAGCACUGGGAAUAAGAGCAGUGCUGAAACAGAGAGUGAAGGAGGAUAUACUACAGCUAAUGCAGAGUCAGAUAAUGACCGUGAAGAAGCACCAGAUUCCAUGUGCAACUCAUCUCAAAAUUUAGAUGAAUUCACUCAACUUCUAUGCAUAGCAGACAGGUUGCAUGAAGGUGGAGAUGAAGACAAAACAAAGGGGUUUAAGUUGCUCUUGGAUAAGAAAACCAAGUAUCAUUCGAAGCCUGAGUUCUGCUGGCGACUGGCUCGUGCAUAUUGUGAUAUGGUGGAGUUAGCGAAAGACCAAAUUGAGAAGAAGUCCUUUUUGGUUAACGGGAAAGAAGAAGCAGAAGCUGGUCUUCGGGAAGACAAUGCAAAUGCAGAGUGCCACAAGUGGUAUGCUAUCCUAUGUGGCAAACAGGCUGACGAUGAGACCGUCCAGAAUCGUAUCAAAGCUGGAUAUUGUUUCAAGGAGCACAUCGACAAGGCCAUUGAGCUGAAGCCUAAUGACCCUUCUUUAUACUACUUGUUGGGAAGAUGGUGUUAUGAGGUAGCGCAAUUAGGUUGGAUCGAAAGGAAGGCAGCUGCAACUUUCUAUGGAACACCUCCAAGUUCCACCAUUGAUGAAGCUGUAAAAAACUUUUUAAAGGCUGAAGAAUUGAAACCAGGAUAUUCCAAAGUGAACUCGGUCUAUAUUGCAAAGUGCUACAGGGAUCUUGGGAGCUAUGCCACUGCCCUACAUUGGCUUGAAUUAGCAUCUGCAUUACCCAUCAAAUCUAAGGAGAUUUUGUCAUUCAAGAAACCUCACCGUCCCCUCAGCAUCUACAUUUUCACCUGUAACUCACCGAACUAGAUCUUGCUAAAAGAACCACCUAUUAAAAAUGUACGCACAUCUAUAUCACUUUUGACCCAGUGCUCUUCCUUAGGGUGUGAUGAUGCUGUCACUUUAAAAGGUUAUUUUGUCCUUUUUUAAAGAGAGAUUGUAAGGCAGAGGUGCUGAACUAGCUACUGAAGACGAAUUAAGUAAACAAUACGUGAGUUUUUUUUAAAAGCUGGAACAGUCGGAGGCAGCACAGGUGUGGCCUCCUAGUUUUUGGUUUUAGCUUUCAGCAGCAGAAGCCUAUGAGGUCUCAAAAGAGUUGGACGCUUCAGUGAAUGAUUCCGAGCUGCUAUUCUCUU